AUGCCCCAAAGUCUACUCAACUCAGGAUUCGGUGGUCUCAUCGGGGUCUCGCUUCGGCGAUUCGAUAUUGAAGUUCCCGUCAUCGUUAACAUCCCAGCUGCUGGCGCCCCGUUGGUGCUUGUUCUUCUUGGCCUUGCCACGCUUCUGCUUCUUCUUGCGUUGGCGUGGGUGUGCCUCGGGCCGGUGCUGGCUACGGUCGACACUAGCACCCUCGUGGCUGUAUGUGCUGUCAUCGUGGUCGUGGUUGACCUGAAGCCUCGGCAUGAUCAACAGUACCUGGCCAUUCGGGCCACGUCCAAAGCGAUAUCCAUCCAGAAGACCAGCGUCCUCGAUCUGACGCUGAGUCCAGCCUUCACGGAUGGCCCGUUGGUAAUCCCAGAACGCGUCGAGUGGGAAGGAGGAGAUUUGAACGGGAAAGCUGUUCUCAGACGAUGGUACGGCUCAGAAGAUGCAGAAGCCGAUGAACGCGCAGAGCACGAAGAACAUGGGAAAGGAAUGAAGGAAAAGAGGGACAGAGGAGUAGAGGGGAAAUUGGAAGCGAGGGUGGGCGACGACAUGCUGAGGAUAUUGCCUGUUGGCGGGUGGGCGGUGCGCGCCAAAAGGGAAGGCGCGGCGGCGGCGACACUUGCCAUAAAUUGCUCGAGCAGCAGGAAUCCCCCGUUCCUGCUGGCAUGCAGGACUUGUUUUACUUACGACCCUAAGGUAUAG
This is a messenger RNA of Penicillium argentinense, 708 nucleotides long. RefSeq lists its product as uncharacterized. Lineage: Eukaryota; Fungi; Ascomycota; Eurotiomycetes; Eurotiales; Aspergillaceae. The transcript has 4 exons. Bases 1 to 708 code for a protein of 235 amino acids. The record is from RefSeq and is a predicted model, not a curated record.